CUUCAGAUUGCAGAUGUCAACUGUAAGAUCUUGGCAGUAAACACGAGGUUUCCUGGCCGUGUGCACGACUCUUUCAUAUUUAACAAUUCGUCCAUUUUAUUAUGUAACCAAAAAAUAAUAAUUUCAGGUGACUCGGGGUAUGCUCUUGAGCCAUGGCUCAUGACGCCAGUGCUGAAUCCUGCCCCGGGAAGCCCAGAAGCAAGGUACACGGUCUGGCACUGUCGCGUGCGCAACACGAUCAAGCGUACCAAUGGGUACCUCAAAAACGUAUUCCGGUGCCUGGGCCACGACCGCGUCUUACACUACAGCCCGACGAAGGCAUCGUCAAUAAUAAAUGCAUGUUGCGUAGUAUACAACAUAAUGCAACAUUAUAGAAAUGUUCCCGAGGAAAUCGUAGGAGAUAUUGAUGAAGACGCUCCUCAAGAACUUCCUCAUCGUCAUGCGCAAAACGGACUACUAUUAAGAGUGGCGCAGGAAAAGCGUGCGCGUCUAAUAAAUACAUAUUUUGCUUAUUACUAUGUUUUAUUCUGAUACAAAUACCUACCUAAUAUACAAAACGUAGAAAAAUGCGCA
Messenger RNA from Cydia pomonella (codling moth), 573 nucleotides. Its product is annotated as putative nuclease HARBI1. The annotation marks the transcript as partial. The record is from RefSeq and is a predicted model, not a curated record. The transcript has 3 exons. NCBI's taxonomy places the organism in Eukaryota, Metazoa, Arthropoda, Insecta, Lepidoptera, Tortricidae.